Messenger RNA from Jatropha curcas, 2594 nucleotides. RefSeq names its product beta-1,3-galactosyltransferase GALT1. NCBI's taxonomy places the organism in Eukaryota, Viridiplantae, Streptophyta, Magnoliopsida, Malpighiales, Euphorbiaceae. Gene Ontology annotation, cellular component: Golgi membrane. Gene Ontology annotation, molecular function: carbohydrate binding; UDP-galactose:N-glycan beta-1,3-galactosyltransferase activity. The record is from RefSeq and is a predicted model, not a curated record.
AAAAAAAGGCCAAUAGAAAACAUCUACAACAACCGCCCUUGGCGUAGACUUCAAUUCAAGUGUUUUAAAAAAUAAAAAUAAAAUGUGGAAACUUCAUUUUCCAUAUUCUUCGCAUUCUCUCUUUCCACACUUAGUUUCCUUCUUCGCAAUCUCUCCAUUUUCAGGGCAAUUCAAAUUGAUCUACUGUGCUGUUCUGCAUUCAUUAUAAAGUUCAGGAAUUUGCAACUUUGAGUUCCGAAUUAUAGUGUAUGAGUUAGGUCGAUCGAGGACGAAACUGAGAAAUCAAAACAUUUGUUGAUUUGGUUCAGUGUAGGAGAUUGUUAUUUUAAGUUUUUGCUGGCAAUCUUCGAGUUUCAAAAAAUUGAUAUAAGUAAAAGGGUUUCAGUUAAAUGAAAAUGAAGAAAUGGAUCUGGCCUACCUGGGGUGUUCUCAUUGGCUUCUUCUUUAUACUAUUAGUUUUGAGAGAAUGUAUGAUGAAAAGUCGACCUGGGGAAAGUACAUUGCCGAGUCCUAUUGCUGUCAAUUUAUCUGAUCCUAUUAAAUGGAUUGAAGCUGGGGCUCCACCUGCAUUUCGUACCCCAGAAUCUGUUAAUCAAACGACUUCUGCAGCAAAACUAGUCUCUAGUCUCUUUAUUGAUAGAAACUUUUCUCAUGAAGUUCAAAGUUCAUUAUUGACUUGGAAUCAUAUGAGACACCUAAUCAAUUAUUCACAACAAGGUUUACCUAAUGCAAUAGAGGCUAUUCGAGAAGCUCAAGUUGCCUGGGAGAGCCUUAUGAAGUCAGUUAAUAGGGAGGAACAAGGUGAUACUAAUGAAAAUUCACUUCAUAAAGUGAAGGAGAGACAAUGUCCGCAUUUUCUUAAUAAAAUGAAUACCACCGAAUUAGGAGAUGAUGGUUAUAAGCUACAAAUACCAUGUGGGCUUAUUCAGGGCUCUGCAAUUACUAUAAUUGGCAUUCCUAAUGGUCUUCUUGGUAGCUUCCGGAUUGAUUUAUCGGGGGAACCACUUCCAGGAGAGCCAGAGCCUCCUAUUAUUCUGCAUUACAAUGUUCGACUGUUAGGUGAUAAGGUAACUGAGAAUCCUGUGAUUGUCCAAAACACAUGGACGGCAGCUCAUGACUGGGGUGAAGAGGAGCGGUGCCCCCAACCUGUUCCAACAAAUAAUAAGAAAGUUGAUGAGUUGAUGCAAUGCAAUGAAAUUGUGGGCAAAAUUGAUAGCCAUAGGUUUGCUGCAAGUAGAUCAUCAAAUACUUCUAAAGGGUCAUCGAUGUCAGGGACCAAAUCUGGAUCUGGAUGGUAUUUUCCAUUUAAGCAAGGGUAUUUGUCAGUUAUGACACUUAGGGUGGGAGAAGAAGGAAUUCAGAUGACAGUUGAUGGAAAGCACAUAACAUCUUUUGCUUACCGUGAAAGUUUGGAGCCAUGGCUUAUUAAUGAAGUAAGGAUAUCUGGAGACUUGAAAUUAAUUUCUGUCUUGGCCAGUGGCUUGCCCUCAUCUGAAGAAUCAGAGCACAUUGUUGAUUUAGAGUCCCUGAAGUCAACUGAACUGCCAUCACAUAAGGCAUUGGAUCUCUUCAUUGGUGUCUUUUCUACAGCCAACAAUUUUGAGCGCAGGAUGGCUGUUCGUAGAACAUGGAUGCAGUACCCGGCAGUGAAGACAGGAGCAGUUGCAGUGCGCUUUUUUGUUGGUCUGCAUAAAAACCAGCUGGUGAAUGAGCAACUAUGGAAUGAACUACAGACAUAUGGAGACAUUCAGCUGAUGCCUUUUGUUGACUAUUAUGGUCUAAUAACCUGGAAGACCAUAGCAAUAUGUACUUUUGGGGCAGAGGUUGUUUCAGCGAAAUAUGUCAUGAAAACAGAUGAUGAUGCAUUUGUUCGAGUGGAUGAAGUGCUAACUUCUUUGAAACGAACAAAUGUCACGCAUGGGCUUCUAUAUGGUCUGAUCAACUAUAAUGCACAGCCUCAUCGGAAUCCUAACAGUAAAUGGUAUAUCAGCAUUGAGGAAUGGCCUGAGAGUUAUUAUCCACCUUGGGCACAUGGCCCUGGCUAUGUGGUAUCAAAAGACAUUGCAAAAGCUGUUUACAGGAGGCACAAAAAAGGUCAAUUAAAGAUGUUCAAACUAGAGGAUGUUGCUAUGGGAAUGUGGGUAGCAGAGAUGAAGAAAGGGAAUUUGCAGGUUAGUUAUAUAAAUGAAGAUCGUGUCUACAAUGAGGGGUGCAAGGAUGGGUACGUAGUUGCUCACUACCAAAGCCCUAGAGAGAUGCUUUGCCUAUGGCAGAAGUUGCAAGAAGGAAAUGAGCCUGGUUGCUGUUCAGGUAAAUGAGCAAAACAAAAUUCUAGCGCUUAAUAAACUUGCAAAGAGAAAGGUAGAUGUAAUGCACCCACAUAGAGAGCAGAGAAUUCCACCUUUAGACUGCAGUUUAAUUUUGUAACACAUAGGUAAUAGAGAUUAGUAUUUGAUUAUGCAUUUUGAGUGAUCUGUGCUGUAUAUAGUUCACUAGAGCAUAGAAAUAUACACGUAGGUUGUACAUAUAUAAUUGAUAUCUACCAGAUAGUGAAAAAGAAUAAUAAUUCUCAACAAAUCUGUUGUUUUAGACCA